Molecule: messenger RNA, 2301 nt
Organism: Brettanomyces bruxellensis
Lineage: Eukaryota; Fungi; Ascomycota; Pichiomycetes; Pichiales; Pichiaceae
Exons: 1
Coding region: 1-2301 (766 amino acids)
Biological process (GO): regulation of DNA-templated transcription; DNA-templated transcription
Molecular function (GO): DNA binding; zinc ion binding; DNA-binding transcription factor activity, RNA polymerase II-specific
Source: RefSeq, a predicted model, not a curated record
AUGAGUGGGCCAAGCCUGACAAAGUUCAAAAUAAAGCCAAAAAAGCAAGUGGCCAGAAAAACAAACCGAAUCGGUAAAGCAUGCUUUAGCUGCCACCAGAGAAAGGUCAAAUGCAAUUUUGAAAUUCCCUGUGAUCGGUGUAUUGCACGUGGAAUGGCACACUUAUGCCGGAGAGAGCCAAUUGUGAUUGAUGGACUUCAGAUGAACACCGGUGGACCCACAGAGCAGGCUUAUGUGCGGGAAAACGAGGCUUUACGAGGCAGAAUAAGCAGCUUAGAGAGUAUGGUGAAUCGGAUGAGGGAGCAGAUGGAAAGAGAUCGUAUUAACACUAGCAGCAAGCCUGUGUAUAGAAAUUUAGUGUGUAGCAAGUCUGGAGAUGGAACAGAGCAGAGAAGAGGAGAGCACACAGGGCAAAAGCAGCCGGGCAGUGAACCAAUAGUUGGAACAGCGCCAUCUGUUGGGAGAUCAGACUCGAAAAUUCCUUUAACUGACUCACAUUGGGAUGUGUACUCUGCAACGAUGAGUUUGCUUAACGGAGGACUCAUGGAUACAAAAAUCGAGGCAAGUAAGCUGGAAAGCAAUACUGAAGAGUGGGCAACAGUGAAUAAUCCGUCAACAGCUGCGAAAAUGCAGCAGUGGGGCGAUUUCCGGUCGGAUGUGUGGAAUUAUCAGCUUAAAGUGAUACGGACGGUGACAAAGUCGGAGUCGGACCUCUUAAUAAAGGCAGCUUUUCGGCAGGUGCCAUUCUUGUUGCCUAUAAUAGACGAGCAGUCGUUCAUGACGGAUUAUGAGACAUACUGGGCCGAUAAUCAGGAUGGUGAGAAGCACAUCUCGCCGUUUUACUCCAAGUCACCACAAAAAUACAUGCUUCUUGGCGAGUCCUACGCACUCAUGUGCAUUGCGAUACAUUACUGCGAGGAUAGCUUGCAGAAGCAGCUUCAGUUCACGGAUGAGGACUGGGAUUUCUUCCCCAGAGUGUUGUUUUCCUGUGCCUUGGAGUGUCUAUACAGAGGACGCUUUAUGACAUUCAUGAGUCUCCGAACGCUUCAGGUGAUGGCUCUGAUGAACAUGUGUGCUCAAGCUUUGGGCGGUAUUGACUUGCAGCACUGUCUUUUUGGCAUUAGUGUCUACAUUGCCCGGCGGCUGGGGCUGGAUUCUCAAUUGGAUAACACUAACCGUUCGGUGGUUCGAACCUGCCUCUGGUGGAACUUGACUGUUUUUGAUUGGACCCAAAAUUCUGGAAAUAAGCGCCUGAUCCCAGACAACAGCUUCACCACUCCGUUACCAAACCCUCCAUACCCAUCCUCUGAGUAUCUUCUUUCAUUCUCCUUGCGGAUCGCAAGUAUACGCAAGACAUGGCUUGGAGAUAACUCUGGCUCGCCAUCUCUUGAUGUGCUCAAGGAGACAGAUCUACAGAUUCGACUGCUACAGGUGGACACAGAGCAUUAUUUCCAAAGUGCUCCCAAGGAGUCACAUAUCCAGUACAUGGCGUUUCUAACCGAUAUGAUCGUGCUUCACGAAUUGUUGGAGGUGAACAGAAGAAUGUCGGCAUUGAUGAGUUCCGUGCAGUGGAAGCAGACGUGCUUUCAUGAGUGCUAUACUCUGGCAUGUAGACAAAUCAGUAUGUUCUGCUCAUCAAAGACGCCAUCGCAUUUCAGGAAGCCAUACUUUGUUUCCGAGUACGUGGUCUCGGCAGUUAUCUUUCUACUGGUGGACUUGCUUCUUGAUACAUCGUCUGGGCGGAAGUACAAGUGUGAGGUGCUCAGAAAGGCAGAUACUGUGAUUGCUCAACUCAAAACAUACAAGAUUGUGAUUCGGCCUGCAAUCCGAGGAAUUUACGUUAUUCAGAGACUCUGCGAUUUGGUCAAGGGAAAGAGACAGGUCCAUGACAAGUACGGGGUGCCCGAGCGGUUUAUUUCCAGGCAAUACACUUUAACAGGAGAAAGAUUGCAACCGGAUGCUGGAGAAUCCUCAAUUGACACUUCAACUGCUCGAAAUUAUACCAAUGGCUACAAUGAUUCACAUAAAAUAAACCCCGAGAUCGUCAAGAAGAAUCCAGAAUCAGCAAGUGAGCGUUUAGAUGCACUGAAGCAGUUGAAAGUGGCAUACAGAGCAGAAAUCCUGCAAUCACAACAACUUUACUUUGAUACUAAGAGGGCAGCAGAAAAGGAUGAUGCUUCUGAUGUUUUACCCGAGAUGGGAACACCAUUACCGGACGUGAUUCAAGAUACGAUCCAAGACAUUUUAAGUGAUAACGGCUGGAACCAAUUUUUGGCCUCAUUGAGUGAUCUGAACGAGUGA